Molecule: messenger RNA, 3514 nt
Organism: Jaculus jaculus (lesser Egyptian jerboa)
Lineage: Eukaryota; Metazoa; Chordata; Mammalia; Rodentia; Dipodidae
Gene: Zmat1
Product: zinc finger matrin-type 1
Exons: 9
Coding region: 518-2386 (622 amino acids)
Molecular function (GO): zinc ion binding; nucleic acid binding
Source: RefSeq, a predicted model, not a curated record
GAAACACGGCUUGUUGCUGGAGGCCACCGAGAUGCGACAAGAUAUUGGUGGGCGACGCCACGUUGGGCUUCUGGGAGUGUACAUCCUGCUCAUUGCUUUAUUGCACUCGUUCAGGCCAAAACACCGAGAACUGAACACCAAAUCCUAGACAAGAUCUAAAUAGGAAAGAAGCUAACACUAUCCUAUAUCAGUUUCUUCAAAGUAAGUGAAGAUUGGAGGAAAAGGAGCUGGAAAAAAGCUGUACUCUUUUGACCACACAUGUAACACCAUCAGAAAGGAUACUAAAGGGCAAACUCUUCUUCAGGGUAAAAGACAAAUUUAAGAUGCCACUUGGAAUAAACAAGAAGGGUCUGCCAGUUUUAGAGAUGAUUUUUGUCAAGUGUGUGGAGUGGUGCUACAGUUUAAAUCACAAAGGAUUUCCCAUUAUGAGGAAAUGAAAUGAAAAUGGAAAAAUUAAAAUCUACAAUCUUUUAGAAAAGGCACCACCACUCUUGGGAAGAACACCAUCAUCUCAGUGAUGUCACUGCAAAGUCCAGGUCAUCUGACACACUGGCAGAACCAAUGUGAAGGGGUCAGGUCCCAACAGAGUGAAAUGCAUGCUCAAAAUAUUAAGCUGCAAUUUCAAGACCAUGGAAAACAAAAUGAAUUGCCUGGUAAGAAAAUGAAGAUACAUAUUGGGAGUUCUCAGGAGCAUAAGAGUGGAGUAGUAGACAAAAACAAAUCUUAUGAUUUCUGCAACACGAGUUUUGACUCCUCAACUAUAGUUCAGUCUCACCACACAAGGAGGAACCAUGCUCACAAACAGAAGCAACUAACAAAGGAACAUGAUCAAGGAUCUUCAUCAGGAUGUCAGCCCAAGUUAGGUACUCGAGGUACACGUAAUACCAUUUCGACAGCACCAAGCCUGAAGUCUGUUAUUGUUAAGCCUCCUCCAGCAUUGAAAAUGAAAACAUACAUAUGUCAUAUUUGCAGAAUUACCUUUACAUCUUUACAUAUGUUCCGGUCCCACAUGCAAGGACGUGAGCAUCAAAUUAAGGAAUCCCAUGUUAUCAAUCGAGUGAAGAAUUCAAAGAACACACGCAGUUCUUACAAAGAUAGAUAUGCAGAUUAUCUCAAUGUGAAGAAAUCCAGAGAAUGUGAGUCCAAAACAUAUUUUAGAAAUAUGGAAGAUAAUUUCUUGGACUUUCAUGGGUCUAGAGAAGUGACUGAUUUCAGACACAUGCAUAAAAUGUUUGGACAAACACUCCCACCUGACAUUUUCUGGAUGUGCCCAGAACCAAAUAAUCAUUCACAAGUAUUAGAAAACCAGUUGCCUCAUUGUUUACCAGUUCAUUCAAAGAUAUAUGACCCUUUCCAAUAUGAGCUUGAAGAUUACAUCAAAGUGCAAAAAUCCAGAGGACUAGAUCCCAAGAUUUAUUUUAGAAAUAUUAGAGAAAACAAUAGAUAUUGGGACCAUAGGUACAAAGAAAGAGUUGAUUCUAAACACAGACAAAGAAUGUGUGAGCGAAGAUUUACAUUUGAGACACCUCACUCCUACCAACGACAAUACAGUGGUCCACCAGUGGAAGGCCAGUUACCUCAAUGGUUACCAUCUUUUUCAAAUAAAAGAAAUUGUAUGUUUCAAGAUGAGCUUUAUGAUUACAGAAAAGUGCAUGAAUCUGUAGGACUAAAGCCAAAAACCUCUUUCAAAAAACCAGUUGAUCACUUUGUGGAAACCCAGAGUUAUAAAGAAAUGGGUGAUAGACUAUCCAAACAUAAAAUGUUUGAGCAAAGGCACCCAUUUGAGACUUUCCAGAUGUAUACAUAUCCGUACAAUAGUUCACAUGCACUAGAAAAUGAAUUACCUCAUUAUUUACCAGAUUAUGUGAACAAACAGAGACAAGAGUCUGAGAGCUACUGUCAAGUCACUAGAGAUUUAUUCUCUGAAAAACCAGUUCCCCUGAGCCUUAGUCAGCAUGAAAAUAACUCUGGCCCACAUAGCAUAGAGCAUGAAGUUUACAGACACUUUUCCUCAAAUGACAAUAUCAGUGACCUUCAAGCAAGUCAUAAAAGGAGACAUCAAAAGAGAAAACGACACUUGGAGGAAGGCAAAGAAAAGUCAGAGAAGGAACAGUCCAAGCAUAAAAAGAAGAGUUGCCAGGAUAAGAAUUUAGAUAAAGACAAGAGUGCCAAACACUGCAAAGGAGGGGACAAUAAAGUUAAAGUCAAUUCAGGAAAGAUUAAGCAUCACAAAAAGAAAAAAUCCUAUGAUGUAUCCUCUGAAAAAGAGGAACACAGGAAAGAACGAGCACAAGAAAAGAAAGAGCACAAGAAAGAAAAAAAGAAAUCUAUUGAAGAAAGGACAGAAGAAGAAAUGCUUUGGGAUGAAUCAAUUCUUGGAUUUUGAAAUUGUACUUUAUCAAAGAAUGGUUCAAACAAAAUAGUAAUGAUAAUGAUAAUGAACACAAGGAAAGGUAUGUAGUGUCAGUUCAGGAAAGCUAAGUUUUUUAUGUGCAAAAAAUGAAAGAAGAAACAAAUCUAUAAAAUGCCUAAUUCUGGCCUUUUUGAAAGCAUUUUCAAUGUGUUUUCAGUGGGAUUUCUAACAUUUAGUUUUAUUUAAACAAGAAUGAAGAAAUUGGUCAAGAAAAUCAGUUUAGAUAAAAACAGGAGCUUCAAAUGAGAAGAGGCAGAUAACAGUAUCAGUUCUAGAAAACUGAAUCAGUCAGUCUCUGUCCCUCUCUUUCUGCUCUUUUCUCCCCCUCUACCCAUCUUCUCCCUCCACUCAAAAUUUGAUUGAAAAAAGCCAAAAGCCUAAACCUAAGUGUCUGAGAAGCAAAAAUAUGAGGUAAACAAAAGAGAAAAAAACUAUGAAAGCAAAGACAAAAGAUUCAAUGUUAUGAAAUUAGUCAACUAGAUAUUCUUAAUUAUGUGUGUGUAUGUAUUGGUAUGUGUGUACAUGUGGAGGUCAGAGGACAACUUCAAGGUGUCUGUGCUGUCCUUCCACCUUCUUUGAGCCAGGGUUUCUUGCUAAUACAAAAGAAGGGCCAGUCUAUUGAGCUUUGGAUUCUCCUGACUCCAUGUCCCAAUGUCAUAGGCACAUUGGGAUCACAGAUACAUGUGCCACUUUGUGUAGGGCUUUAUAUGAGUGUUGGGCAGAAUCAACCAUAGGCCAGUAGGCUUUACAAGUAAAGCACCUUGAACCAUUGAGCCAUCUCCAUAAUCCUUCAACUCUUGAUUUUAAACUUUCCAGUUUUUUUUUUUCCAUUAAGAUUAAAGAAAGGUUUAAAAACAGGUGUCAUGAUAUUUGUGUUAUAUGUGUAUUUCUAUGUUGAAAGUUUGUGGGGCUUUUUCUCAGUCUUGUUUACUCUUGCAAGCAUGUUCAGGUUUGUAUGAGACCAUACCUUGCAUAAUCCAUUCCUUUUGGAGUUUCUGUUAGUUUUGAUGUUAUUUUUUUAUUGUGUGUUUUGUUUCUCAGUUUUCUCUAAUGAAAGUGUAUGAAACAACUUACACUAACUUUUUUUUUGGUAAAUUUAAG